Momordica charantia (bitter melon) is the source of this 991-nucleotide messenger RNA. Its product is annotated as tetraspanin-11. Gene Ontology annotation, biological process: auxin-activated signaling pathway. NCBI's taxonomy places the organism in Eukaryota, Viridiplantae, Streptophyta, Magnoliopsida, Cucurbitales, Cucurbitaceae. Gene Ontology annotation, cellular component: membrane. The record is from RefSeq and is a predicted model, not a curated record.
CUCUUCCGCUCUCUUCUCUCUCUCUCUCUCUCUAACGAAAUGCCUCGCCUGAGCAACACGGUGGUCGGAAUCAUAAACUGCUGCACUCUCGCCGUCGGCCUAAUCGCAAUCGGCGCCUCCAUCUACUCCCGCAUCCGCGGCGGCGUCUCCGAUUGCCAGAAGGUCAUUCAAAACCCUCUUCUAAUACUCGGAAUCUUCCUCGUCGUCAUGUCGCUGCUAGGGCUCGUAGGAUCCUUCUGCCGACUCAAUUCCCUACUCUACAUAUACCUGACGGUUCUGUUUCUGUUGAUCGUCGGGAUAAUCGCCUUCACGAUAUUCGCUCUGUUGGUUACGAAUAAAGGCGUCGGAAGGACGGUGUCGGGGAAAGGAUAUAAGGAGUAUCGGCUCGGGGAUUAUUCGAAUUGGUUGCAGAAAUAUGUUGUGAAUGCGAAGAAUUGGGAUGAGAUAAGGAGUUGUUUGGUUGAUGCUAAGGUCUGUGAGAGUCUAGGUAAUAAUGGCCCUAUAGUACGGGAUGAGUUUUACAAGAAGAAUUUGUCGCCUAUUCAGUCCGGGUGCUGUAAGCCGCCGUCGGAGUGUGGAUUCGAGUUCAAGAAUGCGACGUUCUGGACGGUGCCGAAAUCGGGGCCGGUGGGUACGGCGGCUGAGGGCGAUUGCAGAAAAUGGAGCAACGAGCAAGAGACGCGGUGCUACGGGUGCGAUUCGUGCAAAGGAGGAGUGCUGGCGAACAUAAGGAAGGAGUGGAGAAAUUUCGCCAUUCUCAACUGCUGUGUUCUUGCCUUCGUCACUAUCGUCUACUGCAUCGGCUGCUGCGCCACAAGGAACAAUAAGUCCUGUACCAAGCGCACAGGUUCUGCUUAACAUUUUAUUAUUUUGUUGCGUCUUUUUUAUUUUAUUUAUUGAAGAAGAUUAUGGAUAGAUUUGACUGAUAUAUAUUAAUAUUAUAUUGACUUUAAGUUAGUUACGUUGUUAACAUGAUUUGGAUCUACGUAGA